Messenger RNA from Lentinula edodes (shiitake mushroom), 603 nucleotides. RefSeq lists its product as uncharacterized. The record is from RefSeq and is a predicted model, not a curated record. NCBI's taxonomy places the organism in Eukaryota, Fungi, Basidiomycota, Agaricomycetes, Agaricales, Omphalotaceae. The coding region runs from base 1 to 603 and encodes 200 amino acids. The transcript is spliced from 2 exons.
AUGCACGUAUCAUCUCGACCUCUUCCGAACUCGGCCUCUUCCGAACUCGGCAUGCACCUCUCAAUUCACCGAAUGCACGUUGGAACGGAUCGUGCUCACCACUAUGCCACCCUUACACAGAAUCCACCUCCAGAGUUGAAUUUCGCCAUUACAUUCGAAGCACCUAACCUCGCGCUAUCUGAAACCCGCACAUCAACACAUCACUCGUACAAGAAUGGCCACAGUGGCACGGCGUUCGACGAAUAUCAGACCUGUAGAGAAAGGAGGAGUGAGUGUUUCAUUCGGUUGAUGAAAUACGACUAUGAACGAUGGAAGGCAAAAAAGACGACAGCGCUAUAUUUCUCGAUUGCGCUUGGGCUUACGAUGCUCAUCUCUGAUGGCGAAUUAGGACCAACAAGAUUUAAGAAUGGCCCCAAUCGCUGCCAUCGUUCACCAACACCUAUCAACGUGUUUAAUCGAAUCUUUCAGCGCAAAACGAAGACUAGAAUUCAAGUCUAUGAAAAGUCUAUGAAUAGAGCGUUGGGGCAGUCUACACCGUCCAUACAAGCUGCGAUGCGUCAGUGGAGAUUGUCACACUAUUCUACCGCAGCUGAGUUCGAUUGA